This is a messenger RNA of Mya arenaria, 1552 nucleotides long. RefSeq lists its product as uncharacterized. NCBI's taxonomy places the organism in Eukaryota, Metazoa, Mollusca, Bivalvia, Myida, Myidae. The record is from RefSeq and is a predicted model, not a curated record. The transcript is spliced from 4 exons. The coding region runs from base 632 to 1123 and encodes 163 amino acids.
CCAAAAUAUCGGUUAACAGAAAAAUUAAUACGUUUAAACAUACAUUGGACCUUUUGUUAAUACUCAAAGGCUGAACUAUUGAUUGCAGAUUUAUAAAUCCUUUAAUGCUUGUUGAAAACACUUUCAAACAAUACAAUAGCAUUUAAAGUUCUUUAGCGAUAACCUUUUAAUUUAGCUGACUUCUGUUACGUAUAGUGAAUAGAAUCGUUAUUGAAUGGUUAAAUAAACGAACAUUUGUACAUGGACAUACAUAUAAUAUAUUAUCUAAAGUGAAGUCAAAAAGACGAAGAAACAUUCAUAAAUAAUAAAUAAGUACAAUUAAAAUGUCAACAAGACAAAUAAGAAAUAAGACAUAUAUAAUCUAAGCGUAAAACAAUGUGAGUGUUUUGUGAAAUACCGUUUUUCUUAAAGUGCGGAUACGCUAUAAUUAACAGAAAACGUACACACAAGUUAGCAAUCGCUUCUUUAAGUUGGAUACUUUUAUUGAUUCUGUAUCUUCAACUAGAGGAUUCCCCGUCGACAAUACAGAUUACACUGUAUAAUCCACCAUCAUUUAUCAAGACCCAGCCCCGAGAGACCAGUCGUAUCGAUUUAACACCACCCCGGACCCCGCCCCGAGAGAAGUAUCACAAUGGGAGAGUUUAAGACGUCGUUCAACUCAAUACUGAGGCGUGACCUGAAGCACAUAUACAGUGGGUUCCCCCAGCCCCUCUCCUACAGGCACUCCAACCCUUACCCCACCCAGGAGCAACUCAAAAUGAAGUUUCCACAGGAGGAGAACACGAAGCUGAAGGCGCACGUGCUCAAGUCCUCUGAGUUUGUGCCGGAGUACAGUUGCCUGAUCCCGCGCGCGCCGGCGUUCCGUAUCCUCUCGAGGCACGACGUGAACGGUCUCGUGCAGCGCCUGUCGACGCCCACUGUCGCCAGCCAGGGUAUAUCAAACACGAGCGACAAGUCGAUGCUGCAGGAGAAGCAAAAGUCCAAUGCCAAGUACCUGGGCCUCCGCAACAUUGACUACAGGGAGCAGACGGCCAUCACAGCCCGCCUCGCCCGACCGACACAUUCCUCCCGGCAACGCGAGUUCCAGACGCGCAGUCACAUGGUCACCUCAGUGGACUGCUAGCGCGUGGCUCCGUCGAGUUCUAGCGCGUGACUCUGUCGAGUGCUAGCGCGUGGUUCGGUCGAGUGCUAGCGCGUGCUCCAUGGGGCGCAAGCUUAAGUGUUCCUUUUAAAUGUCCUGUACAAUUACUUAACUGGCUGCCGCUUCAUUGUGAUUUAUUAGUUUUGCAUGCUAUCUUGAUUUCGAUUUAAAUAGGAAUAGAUAUCACUUGACCUUUUAAAAUUGCUUAACAUAUACAGAGCAUUAAUAUUGAAUUAGUCUACAUUUCAAGGACACAAUUUCUUAUUACACAAUUUCGACUAUUUGUCCUAUUGGGCAAUCACUUAAAUGUUUGUAACGUUUGUGUUAACUGUUUACAAAAUCGGUAUUUUACUAUUUGAACAGUAUUAUGUAUUGUGUGUGUUCUUCUGGUCAACUUUAAAUAAAAGAAUA